GCGUGUUUAUACCUUUUUGCAUAUCUAUCAAGCUCAACGUUCAAAUUCUUCAUCGUAUUGCUGUAUUUUGCCAUUCACUUCGUCUCGCUUAACCUGUCCGUUCCCAGGCAUGCCAACAGCAAUACCACGACACGAUACAUAAGCCGGGCCUUCCACACACGAUGACCCGCCAUUUUCCAUUACCACAAUGGCGCAGCAACCUCCAGAAUUCACUACCACCUACGAAUACUCGCCUCUCGAACCUCGUCACAUUCGCCUGCUUGAGUGUGCACGCUGCGAUGCAUUCGAAGAUGACACACCCGGCUUCACGUAUCGCAUUGUGCACGUUGAAGUACCCGAGAACGACCCAGCACCGGCAUUUGAGGCUAUUUCAUACACCUGGGGCGACCCUCUAAAGACAUCCGUCCUCCCGAUCCACGGAACUGCAGGCCACAUUGCACUCACAGCGAACCUUACUCGAGGACUUCCCCAUAUCAGCCAACAGUCAGCCACGAGGCGCCUUUGGAUCGACCAGCUCUGCAUUAAUCAAGCAGACAACGCCGAGAAGUCUGCGCAAGUAGGUCUAAUGUCUGAGAUCUACAGCAAAGCAAGGCGUAUCAUUGUGUGGCUUGGCCCAGAAGAUGACAGCAGUAGAGCUUGCAUGGAAUGGUGCAAUGCACUCAACGGACUGCUAACAGUAGUACCAAACGCGGAACGGAUGCAAGUCGACAAGAAAAAUUAUCACGACGCCUACCGAUUCCUUGCCAUAAAGGAGUCUUUCAUGAAUGGAUCCUGGGGUCCCCGAUUUACGACUGCCAUCACAGACUUUUGGUCUCGCAUGUACUUUACUCGCGGCUGGGUCGUUCAGGAGUAUCUCUUGGCCCGCGAGCUGAUCAUCUUGACGGGCAACAUAUGGUUCAGUGUCCAGGACCUGGAGGAUAUGUUCUGUGUCCCUCCAAACACCGAGAACAGUGGGAGCUACCGUCAGCUCAUACAGUUGAAGCGCUGGAAAUACAAUGGGGAAGAACCACUGGGGUUCUUCCGGAAAAUGUCGACCUGCGCCCAAGAGUUUACGACAAAAGUCCCUGCAGAUAGGUUGUACUCAAUGACCGGACUGUUGGAAGACAUAAAGUUCGUACCCAACUACGAUGAAACAACAAAGCAGAACUUUACGCGCUUCGCUGCUACGGUGGCACAGAAGUUUGGAUCUCUGGACUUCGUAGGCCUCUGUGCAGCGACAGUAGAUCUCAAAAUCCCAGAUACACUCGAAGAAUUCAAACACUUCCCGAGCUGGGUACCAUCUUGGUCCGAAUAUCCCCUAUUCACACCGUACCGCCUCGUCGUCGGCGGAACAAAUACGGCUAUGAACGACAUCCUUUGGAACGCCGCUGCAGGGCGCAAACACAUACAGGAGCAGCCUCUCAUCUAUACGACACUUUACCAACUUCACGUCCGCGGUAAGAUCGUAGAUUGGAUCGAUGUAAUCAGCUCCAGGACAAUGAUUGGAAAAGAGAGAGAUCAUUUCAAUACCGACGCCACGUACCUGGAUGGGCUCAUCGAAACCCUGAAGGAAGAUCUCUCCUGCUGCUCGGCCUGGGAGCCUGUCGAUCUCGUACACUUCCUCAACGGUGCAACACACAAUGGAAGAGAGAUCGAAUCCUACAAUUCUGCUCAAAAAAUACUCAAGCCUGAGACUCGCAACACUACUAUUCAGCCUGUCAAUGAACAUGGUGCGAAUGACAGGCUGGCCUUGAUCUUGAUGAUUGGGAGAGGGAGGCGGAUGGCAACAACGGAGAACGGGAAGUUGGCUCUUGUCCCGUUCAUUGAAAGUCGAGCGAAAAGUGAGACGAGGCACGGGAGUCCGAUCGUGAUCCUGCAUGGAUGCAGCGUGCCGCUUGUGCUGGAGUGUGUAGACAAGACUCGUAAUGAAUACAGGGUAAUUGGGGAGGCGUACGUAGAAAAGUACAUGCUCGGCGGGGCGGUCACUUGGGAUGAAACUGAAGCAGACGAGUUCAUUUUGGUGUGAAAAACAUAUGAUACGAUUCUCAUUACGAUUAACAAUACUAA
This is a messenger RNA of Macroventuria anomochaeta, 2046 nucleotides long. RefSeq names its product heterokaryon incompatibility protein. Bases 188 to 2005 code for a protein of 605 amino acids. NCBI's taxonomy places the organism in Eukaryota, Fungi, Ascomycota, Dothideomycetes, Pleosporales, Didymellaceae. The record is from RefSeq and is a predicted model, not a curated record. The transcript has 2 exons.